Eimeria maxima is the source of this 367-nucleotide messenger RNA. RefSeq lists its product as hypothetical. The transcript has 2 exons. The record is from RefSeq and is a predicted model, not a curated record. The annotation marks the transcript as partial. NCBI's taxonomy places the organism in Eukaryota, Apicomplexa, Conoidasida, Eucoccidiorida, Eimeriidae.
AUACUACCUCAUGGACACAGGGGAAGUCUCCGAUUUGCUCGGCGCCUUGAAGCUAGUCUCAGAAACGUACGAUGCGUUCCACCACAGCCAAACCCUGGGGCCCCGUGCCUUCGCGACAGUGCGGCCUGAUCUUCAGCAGCAACAGGAGCAACAUCAGCAGCAGGGAGGCCACGACGAGGAAGAGGAACCCGUGCCGCCCCCACGCCACCGGCACAGCCAGCACCACCAGCUGGAGCAGCAGCAGCAGCAGCACUUGCUGCUGCAACAGCAUCAGUCUGCGGACAGUUUUGGUUCAAGUAUGGCCCAUCAUAGUCUGGCAACAGAAGGAGACAUUGAAGGAGAAUUUCCCCGGUCUCCUACUCCUUAA